Heterobasidion irregulare TC 32-1 is the source of this 507-nucleotide messenger RNA. RefSeq lists its product as uncharacterized. The record is from RefSeq and is a predicted model, not a curated record. Lineage: Eukaryota; Fungi; Basidiomycota; Agaricomycetes; Russulales; Bondarzewiaceae. The transcript has 5 exons. The coding region runs from base 1 to 507 and encodes 168 amino acids.
AUGUUCUCGUCUGGUGGAUCCGCGGCAUCGCGCGCCCAUAGUGUCUUCAGCGUGCGGUUCUGCGAGACAUCGCGCCCAAAUCCCGCACUCACAACGACCUGGCCAAAGUGUGUUGGUGCGGGGAGUGAGACAAGAUCGUCAAGUGGGAUGGAUGGCGGACGAGGACAAAGACAAAGACUUACCGGUGGCGGGAACGUCGACAAGGUCCUCUACGCCGCCCGUGUGACCUCGGUCUCAUCCAUGUCGCUCGCGUCAGUCUCGCUUCACCCUCGUGUUGUCUACCCGACCUCGCCUUUGGUGAAGUCGAAGGGCAGCGUGAUGGGCAGGAAAGAAAAGACGAAGGAGAGUGAGCGCGUCGCCGGUGAAGCCGGCGGCGGCAAUGAGGAGGGCCUCCUAGGUGGAGUCGUCGUAGUGGCCAAAGCAAAAUGCGGUGCCUUGGUCGAUCUAGUACCUGUCGGUGUGGGUGUGAGGGUGCACAUUCGCAUCCGCGUGGUGAAGAAUCCUUAG